AUGGGAGAUGCAUGCCCAGUUUCACAAAUUUCACCACGUCGAUCUGCCGCUGAACGACGCGCUCGCCGGGAAUGGGCCCGCCUUUCGGCGGAUCGGGCAGAUCAUCGGCUUUCAGAGGAGUUGCACCAGCUCCAGGCCAAAUACGGUGAGCUCCUCCAGUCUUUCGUGGCCCUUUUCGGCGACCCAGGUCUUGCAGAUCGAGUUCUUGCAGUGGUACCAGCUCUUACGGACCUCUUGCAAGGACGACUUCCUGAGCAGUCGGUGAUUCUUCGCCGCAACGUAGCCAUGCAUGCUUCAGCCCCCCCUGGGCUAUGGAUUUCUUUAGCGUCGACCAGGGAGCUCAGGAAACUGCAAAAAGGGGCCAGGCUUCCAGACAAGUUGGCUAAGGCUCCCGACGCUGCCCCUUGCGCCCCGCAGGCGACGAACGUCCAGCAGGUGGAGCAUCUGGGCGGGCUUGGGAGCUGGGAGCCGUGUGGCGCUGCCAUUUAUUACAGGGCAGAGCCUGGCCCCCACCCCACGGCAGGGGAUAGAAAGGCAGACGCGGCUGGUGGUGAAGCUAAUUUUCAAGCGCGGCAGGGAGUUAGCCAGUGUGCGGACGUGGCGGGUGCGGCCCCUUCGGAGCCUGGUCUUUCUGUUGCGGCCGUCGAGGUGGAGUCGGAAGUCUCACAGGAGGAAGCCAGCACCAAUCUUCGGAGAACUUGCGCGGGGGGGCAUGAGUUGGGCGGAGAAGAGGCCAGUGACCAGGAGGACGCUGAGAUCGAUCCCUUCAGAGGCGCGACCGCCUACGCGCUCACGGCCAAGAGCUGCGUCGCGGGCCUCAACACCAGGGACCUCGCUCCCGCGGCUGGCCCGGCCCGAUGUCGACGGCCCGCCCUGGCUGCCCGGGCUGGCCCGCACGGCCACGCCCGGGAGCUUCCCCAUAUGGGCGCUCCCGGCACCGGCCCCGGGGGCGCGGCCGAGGCCGCCCGCGACUGCGCGGGGGCGCCCGUCGAGGCUGGCAUCUGCACGCCAGCGAACAGGAUGCUCGAUCUCUUUGUGGUGAGCAACUCGCUGCCGCUGGAGGUGCGUAAAAAGAACCGCAAGUUCCAGGGUUAUCAGGACGUCACGAACUCUGACCUCGCGGUGGCUCUCUUACGCAGGUCUCUUCAUAGGAUCAUUCACUUGGACUAUGCCGCUUCCAACCUGCUCGCCAGCUUCGCCAGCGGGCACGCAGACAGGCUCCACAAGCAGACAGCCCAGUUGAAGAUCGUCAAUUGGGACCGAUGGGUUCCGCCUGGGACCUUACUCAUGUUGCCAGACGUGACGCUCGAGGUUCUCUGCGCGUUGACCAGUGCGAUCGAUGCGCAGGCCGAGUGGCCGCGCGUCAUCAACAAGAAUGCUUUCUAUGGGCUCGGAGGUCCGGUCCUCGCAGCCGUCACGGGUCUGAUCCCAUCUCCAUUGCAGGACGUUGAUGAGGUCGUCUGGAUGCGAUGCUUUAGUUUCAGGGUUCAGCUCCACACUGGUGCUGAAUCGGUCGACGCCCGUGGCGCCGUCUCCGGGCACGCAGUGGCGCAAGCUGUCCCGAUCAAAGGGGAGUGCACCGCCUGCCUCUGCUCUGGCAGCGGUGGACGGUCCCUGCUGACGCCCCAAGUACUGUGUCGCGGCACUGUCGCCGUCAUGAAACAAUGGGGCAAGCUCCGUUUCGGCACCAGCGCACAGCGCACUAUAGAGGCGCAGCCCGCCCGAUAUGCCCUGGAAACUCAUGUCGGCAACCUGCGUGGCAUCCAGGCCGUGCAUGUAGAGAACGUUGGUCGGACCAUCGCCAUGGAUGACCUGAACUUCGUGCUGCAUGAAGCUGAUGGAAUCACCUCCUUCAUCAGCAUCGGCUGGUCCUGGCUCGGGUUCAAGGCUGUCCAAAAGGAGUCGGACGUCAAUCGCCAUCUCUGGGACCUCAGGGUCAGACCUGAAGUAAAGAUGGCGCUUGUAAGCCCCGAGCUUGACAAUGGCCUGCAGCGCCUCGCAAUACAAACGAGUAGGUUCUUCGUCCGCAACCUGGACGACGCCAUUGCCAUCGCGGGUCGCGUGGACGUGCGGGCGUUCUGCGAAUCCGACCACAUCUUCCAUUUCGGCCCCGUGCUCGCGCACGCCGGCAGCGGGGCGCAGGCUGCAGACAAUGAAGAGAACGGCGUUGUGGAGCGCCUGAGGCUCUCCAACCCGAAGGCCAUCCCCGCCAAGGUCACCCUCUCCGUGAAGGCCAAGGAAGAAGCAGAUGCGUCUGCCAAGGACAAAGGGAAGAAGGGUGCCAGCACCGAGGAAAGCCCGUUUGAG
This is a messenger RNA of Prorocentrum cordatum, 2307 nucleotides long. The record is from the annotation of a GenBank genome assembly. Lineage: Eukaryota; Dinophyceae; Prorocentrales; Prorocentraceae.